UAUAAUUUCUCAUUUAUUAUUAUAGAGGAGGGCUUUAGCCAAAUAAUUACCGAAAUAGACGAAAACAAAAUAAUACACUCGGUCUCGAGCAAUUAGCAAUUCUUAAAUGUAAUCGACCGAUCAAGUUAUAUAAUCAGAGAAGAGGAGAAGUGAGACCGACUCUGAGAGAUCAAAUCGAGCUGAGCUUAUAAUUGAUAACGGAGAGGCAUCUAAUCUCCUUCUAAUCUCUGUACUCUUCUGAUAACAGUUAACAGCUGACUAGGGGAAUUUGAUAUUUACGUGAAUGAUUCCAAAUCAAAUAUGAUACAUCACACUCGUCCGCGGACGCGUAUCACGCGUCAUGGACGCGUCGAGGAACGGUCCGAGUGAUCGCCAAUGGAAUUCACAUGUUCGAGCACGAGUUUGCUUGCGAAACUCGAUUUUAGGUGAUCCUCGAACUAAUAAGAAUCUCUGAGCUCCUCCGGACGCACCUCCCGUCGACGACGAACUUUUCCAAUGGACAGCUCCGCCCCGCCAGUGUCGCGAGGAGUGCGGUAUCCGGUGCAAUAACGCUGCAAGAUAUUUUGUAAUUUCGCCAAUUAAGACAAGAGAGAUGAAUCGCGUGCGAUUUAUUGUAUACAGGAACCGCAUGAUCUUCGACGACGUCGUCGUCGGAUCACACGGCGUGUCCAGAUGCGCCGAGCACGUCGAACGGCUCACACAAUUUGCAGCGGACGAUCACGAUGAGAUUUGUGUAUGCAAAUUCACGAAGCCUGCGGUUCGCCUGUGCGAAAGAGGACUCGACUCCUACCUCGUUUCAGCCUACGUUUCGACGCUAUCGGAGUCACGUGUUUAUCGUAGGAGUGCUGUGAGAGUGUUGAAGCACCUUCAGCCAGCCUGCGACGACAGGCCGAGGUUUGAGGUGGAACGUUUGCCGGUAAUACUUGUAAGAUUGAGGACACCAAGGAGGCAAUUCCUGGAUUAUAAAUGGAGCGAAAAAUUAAUGCAAAUGGUUGCAGAGAGGCAAGAAUCCGAGCACGCCAUGUCCUGGCUGUCCACGCUUGGAGGAGCGUUUUCCGCACUUGGGGAAGAAUUCGAGCACUGCGCUAAAAUGGCAGGCAAAAUCUCGGUGAAGCAGUUUGAGUUGGCAAUGCGCCUGGACGAUCCUCUCCUGGUUGCUCGUUGCAAAUUAUACGCCGCCCUAAGCCUCAUUCAACGCGGCUACUUCGCCACGCCGAAGCACAUGAUACGAGAGAUUUACAAAUUCGCGCUCCAGGAAAAGGACGUUCGUCUGCAAAACAUGUGUCAGGGUGUAUGGGCCAAGUUGCGAUACAGUUACAAGCAAUACAGACAGCUAAAGAAGUCCUUGUUACUGAGGAAUUUGGAUAUAUCCUCGGAGGUUUAGGAAAUUCACUUUCCGCGUUUUUUCUAAGCAUGUUGAUAAUUAUAUAUAUUAUUUUGCAAGUA
Messenger RNA from Wasmannia auropunctata (little fire ant), 1446 nucleotides. RefSeq lists its product as uncharacterized. Bases 593 to 1384 code for a protein of 263 amino acids. NCBI's taxonomy places the organism in Eukaryota, Metazoa, Arthropoda, Insecta, Hymenoptera, Formicidae. The transcript is spliced from 3 exons. The record is from RefSeq and is a predicted model, not a curated record.